AUGGGCAAUAUGUAUGACAAAUGUGCUGAAGAGCGAAACAUGACUUCAAUCACAUCGGACUUGGAUUCAAAAUUUACAUUGGUUGUAAUGGUAUUUCUGGGAAUUCUUAUGGGUUUGAUAGCUCUUAUUACAGUGCUUGGAAAUGGCUUGGUCAUCCUGGCUUUUUUGGUGAACAAAGAUCUUCGGCAUCGGAGUAAUUAUUUAUUUCUUAAUCUUGCUAUUUCAGACUUUUUAGUGGGUGCAUUCUGUAUCCCCCUGUAUAUCCCUUACAUCCUGAGAGGCAAGUGGAUGUUUGGAAGACUUCUUUGCAAACUCUGGCUAGUUGUAGACUAUCUUAUGUGCACAGCUUCAGCCUUUAGCAUCGUCCUUAUCAGCUAUGAUCGGUUCCUGUCAGUUACUAAAGCUGUGACAUAUAGGAUUCAACAGGGAACGAUGUCAACGACUAUUGUUAAGAUGGUGGCAGUCUGGGUCUUUGCAUUCUUAAUCUAUGGCCCUGCAAUCCUCAUUUGGGAACAUGUGGUCGGCAAGAGCAUCGUACCCGAUGGAGAAUGCCAUGCUGAAUUCUACUACAACUGGUACUUUCUCCUGUGUGCCUCAACCUUUGAGUUCUUCACACCUUGUAUCUCUGUGGCCUAUUUCAACAUGCACAUCUACCGGGAUAUACAAAAACGCAAGAGAAACAGGCUCCAGAGCACAGUCAGCAUCCGCAAACAGGUGUCUGUACCUCCAACAGGAAACAGUGUCUUGAUGGCUGACCAUUGCUCUUUGAAGGAAGAAGUUUCUUCUCCUGAUUCAGAAACAGAGGAGAGUCUUUCUACUACUUCCAGGACACAGGUGCAGUCACAGGUGACUGACAGUUCACAUCAGUCCAGAGGCUAUUCCAUAGCCCCUGACAAUGAGCAGUCAGUAGCCCUCAGACAGAAGACCAGGUCAAAAUUGAACAGGGACAAAAAAAUUGCUAAGUCACUUGCCAUAAUUGUCUGUGUCUUUGCCAUUUGCUGGGCACCAUAUUCAUUACUUAUGAUAAUUCACGGAGCCUGCUGUGGAGAGUGUGUCAACAAAUUCUUGUAUGAUAUAACAUUUUGGCUUUUGUGGCUUAAUUCCUCUGUAAAUCCUUUCCUCUACCCUCUCUGCCAUGUUAGGUUUCGGAAGGCUUUCAUGAAAAUAUUGUGCCCAAAAAGGUUUGUGAUAUAG
Molecule: messenger RNA, 1194 nt
Organism: Emys orbicularis (European pond turtle)
Lineage: Eukaryota; Metazoa; Chordata; Testudines; Emydidae
Gene: HRH4
Product: histamine receptor H4
Exons: 3
Coding region: 1-1194 (397 amino acids)
Biological process (GO): chemical synaptic transmission; adenylate cyclase-inhibiting G protein-coupled acetylcholine receptor signaling pathway; G protein-coupled receptor signaling pathway, coupled to cyclic nucleotide second messenger
Cellular component (GO): synapse; plasma membrane; dendrite
Molecular function (GO): histamine receptor activity; G protein-coupled acetylcholine receptor activity; G protein-coupled serotonin receptor activity
Source: RefSeq, a predicted model, not a curated record